This is a messenger RNA of Schizophyllum commune H4-8, 718 nucleotides long. Its product is annotated as cornichon. Gene Ontology annotation, cellular component: COPII-coated ER to Golgi transport vesicle; endoplasmic reticulum membrane. The transcript has 7 exons. The record is from RefSeq and is a predicted model, not a curated record. NCBI's taxonomy places the organism in Eukaryota, Fungi, Basidiomycota, Agaricomycetes, Agaricales, Schizophyllaceae. Gene Ontology annotation, biological process: endoplasmic reticulum to Golgi vesicle-mediated transport. Bases 124 to 537 code for a protein of 137 amino acids.
UGGCUCCUCUCCUUCCCCUCCGCCGAUCCCCGCUCUCAGGCGCCCAAGAGCUCUUUUUCCACGCUCAGAACACGACUUUACGCGUCUGUACGAUCUACCUCAACCUCAACUGACGAUCUUACGAUGGGCGGCGCUGGCUGGCUUUUUUUGUUCGCGGUCCUGAUGGCCGCGGGCCUGCUGUUCUGCAUGGUCUUCUUCAUCAUCAUGUUCUCCGACCUCGAGUGUGACUACAUCAACCCAAUAGACCUCUGCAACAAGCUCAACCAGUUUGUAUUGCCCGAGAAUCUAGCACAUGCAUUCCUCUCGACGUUAUUCCUCCUGUCUGGCCAGUGGACCGCGUUCCUGCUUAAUGCGCCUCUAGUAGCGUACAAUGCGAACAAGAUACGCAACAAAAACCACAUGUACGACGCUACGGAGAUCUUCCGCACGUUGCCGGGACACAAGAAGGAGAGCUUUUUCAAGCUCGGCUUCUACCUCCUCUCCUUCUUCUACUAUCUUUACCGCAUGAUCGUUGCCCUCAUUGCGGAGAGCGAGUAAACGGGGUCAUCUUGACAUAGCGCAAGGGGAGGGAGGCGUCUUUACCCACUUACUGAUCAGUGGUCUUCGUCAUUAUGCUGUCACCUCGGGACGGAAAUCGUACUGUGCUGGACGGGGGACUUAAGGAUGGGGGACUCAUGUGCGCUUUACUCAUUAUAAAAUGAAUCAUAUCCCUCAAAAG